Molecule: messenger RNA, 434 nt
Organism: Suillus subalutaceus
Lineage: Eukaryota; Fungi; Basidiomycota; Agaricomycetes; Boletales; Suillaceae
Exons: 3
Coding region: 92-328 (78 amino acids)
Source: RefSeq, a predicted model, not a curated record
GAGGGCCGCCCCGUCCGAAACAGGGACCAUCGUGGAGCUUGGAUUCGCGCAAGAGCGGUACAGUGUGUUGUGAUAGCCUGUAACAGACUGUAUGUGCUUCCUUCGUUUACCCUAUGACGGCCAACGUUGGGACUUCCUGAUGGGCCUUUUGUGCCCAUUCGUGCCUGUUUUUGGUACCGCUUCGUGCCCUGCCACCUCUCCUGCCUCGCAGGUAGAUUGUGUAACAACCUGGUAUUGUUCUCUGUCGUCUUUUAUAUCGUUUAUGAUACUGAAGACAAACAAUUUGGCAUUGCAAUGCCAUUCAUCUAUGCUGAUACCUAUUAACUGACUAAACCAUAGGUUCGACUUGUUCAUCGAAUCUUGAUUUUUGUUUUUCGAUUUUCAGUUGAAAGACGAUCGCAUACGAGGAGGUCGUGUAUGUUGUUGAAACCGGG